AUGCCCCCUGGUUCUCUGACAGCGGGGGUCCCUGGAGGUUCCCAACCCAGGUGUGAGGCAUGGUCCCCGGGCAGGAUUCGAACCCACGUCGCUGGAUCUCUGGUCCAUCACCUUAGCCACUACACCACGGGCGGGGCCCCCAUUACCCGGGGUUUUGGUGGCCUUUUGAGUGUACCACUCUGGGAACCAGACCGGUCCCGGGCUCCAGAGGACCAUGGGGGUCUGUGGGGGUAUCCCAAGCCGGGAAUGAGGCCCCAAGCCCGGGUUGGAGACCUCCAUGGACCAUGGGGAACCAGGGCACUACACUGGGAACCAGACCGGUCCCGGGCUCCAGAGGACCAUGGGGGUCUGUGGGGGUAUCCCAAGCCGGGAAUGAGGCCCCAAGCCCGGGUGGGACCUCCAUGGACCAUGGGGAACCAGGGCACUACACUGGGAACCAGACCGGUCCCGGGCUCCAGAGGACCAUGGGGGUCUGUGGGGGUAUCCCAAGCCGGGAAUGAGGCCCCAAGCCCGGGCUGGGACCUCCAUGGACCAUGGGGAACCAGGGCACUACACUGGGAACCAGACCGGUCCCGGGCUCCAGAGGACCAUGGGGGUCUGUGGGGGUAUCCCAAGCCGGGAAUGAGGCCCCAAGCCCGGGCUGGGGACCUCCAUGGACCAUGGGGAACCAGGGCACUACACUGGGAACCAGACCGGUCCCGGGCUCCAGAGGACCAUGGGGGUCUGUGGGGGUAUCCCAAGCCGGGAAUGAGGGCCGGGUUUGGGGCCUCAUUCCUGGGGAAGACACCUCCAGGGACCCCGCUGGUCCUGGAGGUCUUCAGGCCGGGUUUGAGGCCUCAUUCCUGGGGUUGGGACCUCCAGGGACACCCCCCCUGGUCCCUGGAGGUCUCCAGGCCGGGUUUGGGGCCUCAUUCCUGGGGUUGGGACCUCCAGGGACCCCGCCUGUCCUGGAAGUCUCCAGGCCAGGUUUGGGGCCCCAUUCCUGGGGAAGAUACCUCCAGGGACCCCGCUGGUCCUGGAGGUCUCCAGGCCGGGUUUGGGGCCUCGUUCCUGGGGAAGAUACCUCCAGGGACCCCGCUGGUCCUGGAGGUCUCCAGGCCGGGUUUGGGGCCUCAUUCCUGGGGUUGGGACCUCCAGGGACCCCGCUGGCCGGGUUUGGGGCCUCAUUCCUGGGGUUGGGACCUUCAGAGACACCCCCCUGGUCCUGGAGGUCUUCAGGCCGGGUUUGAGGCCUCAUUCCUGGGGUUGGGACCUCCAGGGACCCUGCUGGUCCUGGAGGUCUCCAGGCCGGGUUUGGGGCCUCAUUCCUGGGGUUGGGACCUCCAGCAACACACCCCCAGUCCCUGGAGGUCUCCAGCCCGGGCUGGGGGCCUCAUUCCCGGGGAAGAUACCUCCAGGGACCCCGCUGGUCCUGGAGGUAUCCAGCCCGGGUUUGGGGCCUCAUUCCUGGGGUUGGGACCUCCAGGGACACACCCCCAGUCCCUGGAGGUCUCCAGGCCGGGUUUGGGGCCUCAUUCCUGGGGAAGAUACCUCCAGGGACCCUGCUGGUCCUGGAGGUAUCCAGGCCGGGUUUGGGGCCUCAUUCCUGGGGUUGGGACCUCCAGGGACACCCCCCUAGUCCCUGGAGGUCUCCAGGCCGGGCUUGGGGCCUCAUUCCCGGGGAAGAUACCUCCAGGGACCCCGCUGGUCCUGGAGGUAUCCAGCCCGGGUUUGGGGCCUCAUUCCUGGGGUUGGGACCUCCAGCAACACACCCCCAGUCCCUGGAGGUCUCCAGCCCGGGCUGGGGGCCUCAUUCCCGGGGAAGAUACCUCCAGGGACCCUGCUGGUCCUGGAGGUAUCCAGCCCGGGUUUGGGGCCUCAUUCCUGGGGUUGGGACCUCCAGGGACCCCGCUGGUCCUGGGCCGGGUUUGGGGCCUCAUUCCUGGGGUUGGGACCUCCAGGGACACCCUCCUGGUCCUGGAGGUCUCCAGGCCGGGUUUGAGGCCUCAUUCCUGGGGUUGGGACCUCCAGAGACACCCCCCUGGUUCUGGAGGUCUCCAGGCCAGGUUUGGGGCCUCAUUCCUGGGGAAGAUACCUCCAGGGACCCUGCUGGUCCUGGAGGUAUCCAGCCCGGGUUUGGGGCCUCAUUCCUGGGGUUGGGACCUCCAGGGACACACCCCCAGUCCCUGGAGGUCUCCAGCCCGGGCUGGGGGCCUCAUUCCCGGGGAAGAUACCUUCAGGGACCCUGCUGGUCCUGGAGGUAUCCAGCCCGGGUUUGGGGCCUCAUUCCUGGGGUUGGGACCUCCAGGGACACACCCCCAGUCCCUGGAGGUCUCCAGCCCGGGCUGGGGGCCUCAUUCCCGGGGAAGAUACCUCCAGGGACCCUGCUGGUCCUGGAGGUAUCCAGCCCGGGUUUGGGGCCUCAUUCCUGGGGUUGGGACCUCCAGGGACCCCGCUGGUCCUGGGCCGGGUUUGGGGCCUCAUUCCUGGGGUUGGGACCUCCAGGGACACCCUCCUGGUCCUGGAGGUCUCCAGGCCGGGUUUGAGGCCUCAUUCCCGGGGUUGGGACCUCCAGGGACCCUGGUUCUGGAGGUCUCCAGGCCAGGUUUGGGGCCUCAUUCCUGGGGAAGAUACCUCCAGGGACCCUGCUGGUCCUGGAGGUAUCCAGCCCGGGUUUGGGGCCUCAUUUCUGGGGUUGGGACCUCCAGGGACACACCCCCAGUCCCUGGAGGUCUCCAGCCCGGGCGGGGGGCCUCAUUCCCGGGGAAGAUACCUCCAGGGACCCUGCUGGUCCUGGAGGUAUCCAGCCCGGGUUUGGGGCCUCAUUCCUGGGGUUGGGACCUCCAGGGACCCCGCUGGCCGGGUUUGGGGCCUCAUUCCUGGGGUUGGGACCUCCAGGGACACCCUCCUGGUCCUGGAGGUCUCCAGGCCGGGUUUGAGGCCUCAUUCCUGGGGUUGGGACCUCCAGAGACACCCCCCCAGUCCCUGGAGGUCUCCAGCCCGGGCUGGGGGCCUCAUUCCUGGGGUUGGGACCUCCAGAGACACCCCCCCAGUCCCUGGAGGUCUCCAGCCCGGGCUGGGGGCCUCAUUCCCGGCUUGGGAUACCCCCACAGACCCCCGUGGUCCUCUGGAGCCCGGGACCGGUCUGGUCCCCAGUGUAGUGCCCUGGUUCUGGGACAAGAGGCACUUGGAAUUAGUAUGAAACCCACCUCUCACUGCUAUACAAAGCACCCACCCCCAUGGUCUCUGGAGGUCCCCAGCCCGGGCUUGGGGCCUCAUUCCCGGCUUGGGAUACCCCCACAGACCCCCAUGGUCCUCUGGAGCCCGGGACCGGUCUGGUUCCCAGUGUAG
This is a messenger RNA of Knipowitschia caucasica, 3330 nucleotides long. The record is from the annotation of a GenBank genome assembly. NCBI's taxonomy places the organism in Eukaryota, Metazoa, Chordata, Actinopteri, Gobiiformes, Gobiidae.